AUGGAAGGAUCGAGCUCAGCCCAAACCCUUCAGCUCGAAUUCACCAAACUCCAACUCUGUUGUCCGGGUAGCUCCUCCUCCUCCUCUCCACCCCAGAAUGCCCACGUGGUGACAUCUCGGGGGCUUGAGCUCCCAAGGAAAGACCUGAAAAGGAAAGGAUCAUCAAGUAGCGUCGUCCCAUACAACAACAGCAGGCCCGUUCCGAGGCAUGAGGAAGAAGAGAACAUCUAUGCUGGCUUUUCCACUGAUUUGGUCCUCUACGAGGACCAGUGUAAAAUCAAGAAGAAGCUAACGAAAAGCGACCUCAGUGCUCACUUGUCGCGGCUCGUGCUUCCCCGGGGCAGCGUGGAGGCCCACGUGUUCCGGUUGAUGGACAAUGAAAUGAAGAAGCAGGUCGAGAGCAAGGAUGGAAUGAAGGUAGUCGUAAGGAAUGCGGACACACGUAGGGAGCACAAGCUCGUGUUCCGCCGCUGGGGGUCGCCAGGGACCUACGUGCUGAACGGUGGCUGGCACAAACUGUUCGUCAAGGAGAGAGAGUUGGAGGUUGGGGACGAGAUCGGCAUGUUCUGGGACAAGUACGAGCGCAAGUUCUUCAUCACGGUCCAUCGCAGGGUUGCUCGUGGCCCAAGCAACGCGGCGGCUGGAGUUUUCACUGGAAAGUCAUAG
Eucalyptus grandis is the source of this 666-nucleotide messenger RNA. RefSeq names its product putative B3 domain-containing protein At1g78640. Bases 1 to 666 code for a protein of 221 amino acids. The record is from RefSeq and is a predicted model, not a curated record. Lineage: Eukaryota; Viridiplantae; Streptophyta; Magnoliopsida; Myrtales; Myrtaceae. The transcript has 2 exons. Gene Ontology annotation, molecular function: DNA binding.